Camelina sativa (false flax) is the source of this 423-nucleotide messenger RNA. NCBI's taxonomy places the organism in Eukaryota, Viridiplantae, Streptophyta, Magnoliopsida, Brassicales, Brassicaceae. The record is from RefSeq and is a predicted model, not a curated record.
AUGUCUCAGCUGGCCAUAAAAUUCUUCCUCCUUUUCCUUGUAGUUGAAUUAUCAACCGCAUAUUAUAAGCCCGAUGCCAAUAAAAAUGAAAAAAGUUAUCUAGAUCAACCGGAUAUUGACUAUAUCAGGAUUUUGAGAGAGACCGUAGGAGGAUGGCAACAAGAAGCUGAUAGUAAAUACGGUAACCUUCGGGCAUCUACCAAUUACAUGAAGCGGUCAUUGUUCCUACAAGACAAAGUUCGUGAGUAUGUGCAGCUUUGGGGAGAGUGGAAGAAUCAUAAGGGAUAUCCAUUCUAUGACUUGCGGAACAAGAUUCACGGUAACUUGUGGCCAACACAGUAUGAUACUUGUCGUCAAUUUGAGGGUACAAAUCUUUUAACGUAUCUUAUAUAUGGUCUUAGUGCAGAAGCUGACAUGGUUUAA